This is a messenger RNA of Phragmites australis (common reed), 2664 nucleotides long. Its product is annotated as protein RBL-like. Lineage: Eukaryota; Viridiplantae; Streptophyta; Magnoliopsida; Poales; Poaceae. Gene Ontology annotation, cellular component: Set1C/COMPASS complex. Gene Ontology annotation, molecular function: protein binding. The coding region runs from base 808 to 2445 and encodes 545 amino acids. The record is from RefSeq and is a predicted model, not a curated record. The transcript has 5 exons.
AUUCUCGUUGGGGAUUUUUGUCGGGUUGGCUUGGGACGUGAUGAUUCGGGCGAAUCUUGGGGGAAUCUGGCUGGUUAAGUUUCGGAUUCGUGGUGUUUUUUGGGGGCUUUAGGGUUUUAUGUUGGAUUUGCGGGGAUUAGGGCUGCUCUGUUUCAAUCCUAAAGUUUUCCCUCGUUUAGGUGAUUUGAGACUCGGAAGUUUGGGAUUUUGGGUGAAAUUACCUUACGGGCGAGUGGGUUUCGAUGUGCUGAUAACCCCAUGUUUUGCCCUAUAAUGUAGGUAGUUUUCCGGUUACAUCAGUGAUUAUUUGUUUCUGGCGAGUGCUUCUGCUGGUCUCAGUAUUCUGUGGCUGCAAAAUGAAGUGUUAUUUAGCGGGUUCAACGAGAGCUUUAGAUUUGGUUUGCUUCGCUAGAAGUGUCUCAUGUAAAAGUUAGUACGCCUUUGGUGCUGCUUUUCAUUUGUAUGCAGAUGGAUUGGAGAAAUUCAGCAGAUUUGGUUGAAGUCUGGGAAUUGAUAGGCACAUUUUCUGGCAGAAUCAAUACAUUUUGCCACGUGUUUUGUCUCGCAAAAUAUCUAUUUUAAUGAUAAGAUAACAAUUCAUUCUUUGACAUUUAAGGUUUGUGUCUCACUGUUUAGGGGAUUUUUAGUAAUCUAUAUUACUGCUACUGAUGUGUACACUGGCUGAUUCUCUGAAACAUCUUAUUUUAUUUGAGAAGGAAGUUAAAUCAUGCCUGCUACUUGCGAAAUACUUAUCCAUAUCAAGGUGAAUUUCCUGAGACAAUCGAGGAGUACUUGGAACAUGGCAGUAUGAAAUGCAUUGCGUUUAACCGUACGGGGACUCUUCUUGCUGCUGGAUGCUCAAAUGGUAGCUGUGUUAUCUGGGACUUUGAAACAAGGGGGCUUGCAAGAGAAUUUCGUGAUAAAGAUUGCACUGCGCCUUUAACAAGCGUCUCCUGGUCCAAGUAUGGCCAUCGUUUACUUGCCUCUGCUACUGACAAGUCAUUGACACUUUGGGAUGUGUCAACUGGGGAAAAGAUUGCACGUAUAACUCUUCAGCAGACUCCAUUGCAUGCCUUUCUUCAUCCUGGUUCUCCCACCCCAUCUAUUUGUUUGGCAUGUCCUCUGUCUUCUGCACCACUUCUUGUUGAUUUGAACACUGGAAGUACCACAGUUCUCCCUGUCUCUGUCUCUGAGAAUGGUAACCCCCCUGCACCCAAUUCUCGUAAUAAAUUCGCGGAUGGUACCCCACCUUUUACACCAACAGCUGCAAGGUUUGAUAAGCACGGGGAUCUGAUAUAUGUAGGCAACUCCAAGGGAGAAAUUUUAAUUGUAGAUUCAAAAAGCAUCCAGGUACAUGCAGUAAUUCCUAUCCCUGGUGGAACUGUGGUUAAGGAUAUUGUUUUCAGCAGGGAUGGCCAAUAUCUGCUGACAAAUUCUAACGAUCGGGUCAUUAGAGUCUACAAGAAUCUUCUGCCUGUUAAAGGUUCUGGAGAGGAGAUUGAAAACAUAAGCAACAACAGUAAUGCCCAUGGAAGCCACUAUGACAAGGUAAAAGCAAAUGGUGCAAACUGCCUAGUUCUUUCCUGUGAACUUUCGGAUGCCAUCACAAAGAUACAGUGGAAGGCACCAUGUUUCAGUGGUAAUGGUGAGUGGAUUGUUGGUGCUUCUGCAAACAAAGGGGAGCACAGGUUGCAAAUAUGGGACCAAUCAGGGCGCCUGGUAAAGAUCCUUGAAGGCCCAAAAGAAGCUCUCAUCGAUCUUGCUUGGCAUCCUGUUGAACCUACAAUUGCUACAGUAUCUGUAGCAGGCUUUGUAUACAUUUGGGCCAAGGAGCAUGUAGAGAAUUGGAGUGCAUUUGCUCCUGAUUUCGUGGAAUUAGAAGAGAAUGAAGAGUAUGUUGAAAGAGAGGAUGAGUUUGACCUGAAUGGACAUGAAGAACAGGCUGAGGAAUUAGUGAUAGAUGAGAAUGCUGAUAUUGAUGUAGAGACAUCUGAGAAGAAUGCAAUGUUCAGUGAUGUGGAGAAUUCUGUCGAUGAGAUUGUCUUCUUGCCAGCAAUUCCUUCCCCAGAUGCUCCUGAUGAGCAGCCAGACAAAUGCCUUGGAAGCUCAUCAAAGUUGGAGGACAGCAACCAUUCUGGUUCCCCAUCCUCAAUGGAUGCUGUACAGAAUGGUCAGGCCAUUCCUCUGGCAUCAAGCCCAAUGGAAGUGGAUAAUUCUACCGCUGAAGACCCAGCGGAAGGGACGAAUCCAAAGCGGAAACGGCGGCUGUCAGCAAAGGGGCUUGAGUUACAGCAGGCUGAGAAGGUCAAAAGACCAACAACAAAUAACAAGUCCAAUGGCAAGUCCACAAAAUGCAAGAGCAAGCAGAUGGAAUUUGCCAAUGGAAACAGCUCUGGCAUCGAUGAUGAAGCAACUGAAGACGAUGAGGUUAACAUUGAUAGCUAGUGUUUCUGAAUCGAGGACAAUAGACGGGGGGAUAGGAAAAGCUAUGCACUAUCCCCCCACAUUAGGAGAAGAUCUGCGGUAUCCUGAGACAUAAUAAACAUCUUUUAAGUAUCUGUGUUAUUGCAUGUAAGUUGAUGUCUGCUGUUUCUCUUGGAUCUUAUUUGCUCCUCUAGAUGUUUCACAUGCCCUAUUGGUUAAGCGUAAUUCCUUGAUGCCGGA